CUGUGUCCUUGACUUUGGUGCCACUUUUCCCUGCCUGCAGCACUCCAGAGAGCGCUUCCAGCGGUGUGGGUGAGGAACUGAUCAGGCUUGGACAGUUCAGCAACACCAGGCUGAUAGCGGAGGCGGAGGGGGAGGGAACAAGCGGAGGAGCGAGGUGAAGCGAGAACUGAAGACAAGCAGUAAGCAUGAGAUGGAUGCACCCAAACCCUCGCAAGAGGUAUGGCAUGGAGAUGGCCCGGUUCUUCAUGUACGUCUCGGUGCCCGUGGUUGUGAUCACGAUUUGCAGCGACCCGAAGAACAUGAAUACGUUGCUGCGAGGGUUUAAGUUUGUUGAGUACCCGCCCGAGUCGAAGAAGCUCCCGUCAGGAAAGGAAAUCGUUGAAAUGAUGGAGGAGAGGGAGGCCAAGAGGCGAACCGCAGCGACGAGGUCGGGAAUGGAUGCGCAUCUCGCGGCUGCGGGAGCGGUGACCAGGACCCCGACAUCACGACGUACCGACACUACCCUCGACGCCACCGCUACCGUGCCUCCAACGCCCGAUGCGUCGCGCGAAGUGGACCAAUCUGCAGCCGGAACGGCGUCUAAGAAAAGGGGAUGGUUUAGUUGGCGAUGAAGAGGAAAGGAUUGGCAAAUUUCUUCGUAUUUUUUGUGACGGUCUUGCGUUUAUUGAUGCUUCCUAGUUGCCGCAGUCGGCCGGUUGUAUGCCAGGUCGCGUAUGCAUACAUGCCCGUUUUUCGUGCCUCGCGUUUUGCACACAGCGCUCUCCAAGAUUCGACGAGCGGCAACAACAUGAUGGCCGAAACCGAUGUGCCGAUCAACAGUAGAGAUGCGGCCCAAAGGGCAUUUUCUGCUUCUCGACAGUUUGAGCUGUUUCCUCGACGACACGGGGGGUGUUUCGGGUGUACAGCACUAAAUGUGCGCUGCAGACUUUCCUGCCUCAUGGCAGCGGUUCCAAAGUAUCUGGUGUCAUCAAUGUAAGGCUGGAGCACUGGCCGGUGAUCGUCCGGUGGGAUGUUGUGUAGUUCUGGCCGAGGACGUGCUUCGGGUGCUCGUUGUGCUUUCUAACGUGUGCUAAAGAUAGCCUCCAAGAAGGAGGCUCGGCGGGGUGGCAUUUCCGUGGCAUUGGGAUGGGAAAGAGACGUCGUAACAUGUGUGCAUAGCUGUCUCGGCGUAUGUUGUAUUAGACGCCGUUUUCUUGUUGUCUUGUCUAACAAGACAGGCGAUUAGUGACGUACAUGAAUGGUAUCUGCGCUCCGUGUACUUACUGCCUGUAGUACAACCUAAGAUAUAUUUUUGAUGCAUAUGCUCUGACAAUUUGUUCGGGUCUUUCGCGUCAGUUUGUUGGAAACGCUGCUCUCGAAGCGAGAUGCGCACGCUCCUAUCGCUGCGUAUGGCUCUUCUCCGCCGCAAGAAAUUGCUCGGUGAACCAGAGGUUCGAUACCACUAGCUAAAAGCUGGAGGUUCAUGAAACGCCGUGCCCCGCGAUACGACUUUUAGCUGGGGCGCAUCUUCUACCGGUACGUGCGUA
This is a messenger RNA of Ectocarpus siliculosus, 1526 nucleotides long. The record is from the annotation of a GenBank genome assembly. NCBI's taxonomy places the organism in Eukaryota, Phaeophyceae, Ectocarpales, Ectocarpaceae.